AUGAAUGCCUUGAUUGAUGAAUGGUUGGAUGCCUUGAUUGAUGAAUGGUUGGAUGCCUUGAUUGAUGGAUGUGCUGCUUGUGGUCAGCCUCAGGGGGAUCUGGACGGUGGCUUCCUUGUUGGUGAUGGCCGCUUCGUCCACUCCUCGCUUUUCUGGCGGUGGGUGGCAGCGGAGGAUCUGGUAGCAGUUGUGGGCAGUGGCGAUGCAGCAGUGGCUUCGGCUUCGGCUCCGGUGGCUGCAGUGGGCAGCUGCGGCGGGUGCAGCGGCUUUAGUAGCGGCAGCUCCAGCUCCGGUGGUGGCAACGGGCAGCGGGCAGCGUUGGCGGCUCCUCUGGUGGCGGUGAAAAGACCCCAAUCCCUGUGUAAUGACUAUUGUCAUUCUGGUUCAAGUAAGGUCAAAAUAGAAGGAAAGCCAUUUUGCUGCUAUGACUGUUUUUCAUGUCCAGAAGGGAAGGUGACAAAUCAGAAAGACAUGGAUGAUUGUUUGCCAUGCCCAGAAGGACAAUAUCCAAACAACAACCAUGAUUCAUGCCUCCCAAAACAGGUAGUUUUCCUGUCUUAUGAAGACCUAUUAGGAACAACUUUGGCCACUACUGCACUCAUCUUUGCUUGCAUUGCCACUGUGGUGCUUGGGAUCUUCAUCAAAUACCAGGACACUCCCAUAGUCAAGGCCAACAAUCGGAACAUCACCUACCUUCUUCUUGUCUCCCUUGUGCUCUCAUUCCUUUGCAGCUUGUUAUUCAUUGGAAAACCUGAAAAGGUGACCUGCCUUUUGCGACAAACUGCUUUUGGGAUUGUCUUCUCGGUAGCUAUUUCUUGUGUAUUAGCCAAAACCAUCAUUGUCAUUUUAGCUUUCAUGGCUUCAGUUCCAGGAUCCAAGAUGAAGAGAUGGCUGGGCAAACAGUUAGAUAAUAACAUUGUUGUUUCCUGCUCCCUCAUUCAAGUUGUUGUUUGUACCAUAUGGCUUGCAAUCUCACCCCCAUACCCAGAUGCUGAUAUGAACUUAGUGGCAGAUGAAAUCAUCCUGGGAUGCAACGAAGGCUCUACAGUCAUGUUUUACUGUGUCUUGCUAUACCUGCUUUUCCUUGCCAUUGUUGGUUUCAAUGUGGCUUUUCAAGGUCGGCAUUUACCAGACAGUUUUAAUGAGACCAAGUUCAUCUUCUUCAGCCUGUUGUGUUUUUGCACUGUCUGGUUGUCCUUUUUCCCAACCUAUCUGAGCACCAAGGGAAAAUACAUGGUAGCUGUGGAGAUCUUUUCCAUAUUGUCAUCUAGUGUAGGAUUACUAGGCUGCAUAUUUUUCCCCAAAUGCUUUGUCAUUCUACUAAGGCCUGAUCUGAAUACUAAAAAACAAUUAAUGAGAGGCAAGAAAGAAGGAAUGUAA
Ahaetulla prasina is the source of this 1380-nucleotide messenger RNA. Its product is annotated as vomeronasal type-2 receptor 26-like. Gene Ontology annotation, molecular function: G protein-coupled receptor activity. NCBI's taxonomy places the organism in Eukaryota, Metazoa, Chordata, Lepidosauria, Squamata, Colubridae. Gene Ontology annotation, cellular component: membrane. The transcript has 4 exons. The record is from RefSeq and is a predicted model, not a curated record. Gene Ontology annotation, biological process: G protein-coupled receptor signaling pathway. Bases 1 to 1380 code for a protein of 459 amino acids.